Molecule: messenger RNA, 743 nt
Organism: Plasmodium cynomolgi strain B
Lineage: Eukaryota; Apicomplexa; Aconoidasida; Haemosporida; Plasmodiidae
Exons: 4
Coding region: 81-743 (220 amino acids)
Source: RefSeq, a predicted model, not a curated record
GUACAAUUUGACCUUUGAGAACAUAAUACUUAGUGCCUGAAAUUUAUAUUUUUAUUAAAUUCAAAUAUGCUCCCAAAAAAAUGACAGGGCAGAAACCACCUGAACCCAAAUUGGAGGAUGAAUCCAAAAAGGUAGGACUUGAUGUAAUGUAUAAGGAGUUUUUUUCGAACGAAACAAAACCUCAAAAUAAAAAUUAUUGUGAUGUACAAGAUAGUAAAAGUGAAAUUAAUUCCCAAGCCAAAGAACUUUGCAGUAAGCUCGCAUGGAGUAAGCUUAAUGAAAAAUUAGGUAAGUUUUGUGUAUCACCAGUUGUAGAAGAUGUUACUUUAAAUGAACUAAAAAAUAGGAAAUAUUCAUACAUUUAUUUUAAAGAAUUGGGUAAAAUUCAUAGUGUUAGUACAAGCAAAAAUAAAGACGCUUGUAGUAAGUAUUUAAAAUAUCUUCAAAGUUUAAGUACAUUAUAUCAAAAAUACUGGAAGAAGCAAUGUGAUUAUUUUUUCUUGGGACCUGCUGCUGUGGAUUAUUUCCCGUGUUAUUAUAAGUAUGAACUAAGCUAUCUCAUGUCUGGAUUACAAAACUGUAAGGAUGGAAAAGAGCCAUAUAGAGCGGGGCAGGAGUUUCAACAAUUUUACCAACAAAAGCAGGAGCGGCAGCUGCACCGAUUCAAGCAAAACCAGCAAAUCCAGCAGGAAAAGACCAAGAAAAUCUUGCACAUUUAUCUACAGUACAACAACAAGUUGUAG